UAUAAGUUCAAAAGUUAUAUAAAGCUGGGCUUCCAAGAAGUGUGAAAAAAAAUAUGGAGAAACUAGAAGAACAAAGGACGUGCCUUGAGUCACCACUGGUUUCUCAAGAUGACGCUUUUGAAUCUCAAGCGGGAUUUGGCAAAGAUGAGAUUCUUUCUGAGGUGAAGAAGCAGCUGUUAUUAGCGGGGCCUCUUGUGUCAGUUAAUUUCUUGAUAUUUGCUUUGCAGAUUAUCUCAGUAAUGUUUGUUGGUCAUCUUGGGAACCUACCACUUUCUGGUGCUUCAAUGGCAACUUCCUUUGCUUCAGUAACUGGUUUUGGCUUGUUGAGAGGAAUGGCAAGUGCAUUAGAUACAUUCUGUGGUCAGUCCUAUGGAGCAAAACAGUAUCCAAUGCUUGGAAUUCACUUACAAAGGGCCAUGAUUGUCCUGUCACUGUUUAGCAUUCCCCUUGCGUUUAUCUGGUCCAAUGCUGGUGACAUUCUUUUGUUCUUCCGACAAGAUCCUGAAAUAUCAGCUGAAGCUGGACAGUACGCUCGUUUCAUGUUGCCUAGCAUUUUUGGUUUUGCUAUCCAGGAAUGUCAUAUCAGAUUCUUACAAACCCAAAACAAUGUUGUUCCAAUGAUGGUUAUCUCAGGAUUUACAACAUUACUUCAUAUCCUUGUUUGUUGGAUUCUGGUGUUCAAGUCUGGUCUAGGAAAUAAAGGUGCUGCUUUGGCAAAUUCCUUCUCUUACUGGAUUAAUGCUUUACUUCUAAUACUAUAUGUCAGAAUCUCUCCCUCCUGUAAAAAGACUUGGACAGGCUACUCGAAGGAAGCCUUCUAUGGUAUUCACAAGUUCUUAAGACUAUCAAUUCCUUCAGCUAUAAUGCUCUGCUUGGAAAUCUGGUCGUUUGAGAUGGUGGUUCUGUUAUCUGGCCUUCUUCCCAAUCCAAAGCUUGAAACAUCAGUUCUGGCAAUCAGCCUUAAUACAUGUUCAACGAUUUAUAUGAUACCUCUUGGACUUAGUGCUGCAGUGAGCACAAGAGUUUCCAAUGAACUGGGAGCUGGACGACCACGAGCCGCUUAUCUAGCAGUCUGUGUAGCAGUGUUCAUAGUGGUCACUGAAGGAAUUAUAGCAGGUACUGUCAUGUUCUUGGGUCGAAAAUCUUGGGGCCAUUUAUACAGCAAAGAUGAAGAAGUAGUGAAAUAUGUGGGAGAAAUGUUGCUGUUGAUUGCAGCCUCCCAUUUUAUUGAUGGUAUUCAAUCUGUGCUUACAGGGGCUGCUAGGGGAUGUGGUUGGCAGAGAAUUGGGGCCUUGAUUAACCUGGGAGCAUAUUAUCUUAUGGGUAUCCCUUCUUCAAUUAUACUGGCUUUUAUCUACCAUCUUGGAGGGAAGGGACUUUGGACAGGACUUAUAGUGGCACUGUUUGUGCAAGCAUUAUCUUUAGCCAUGGUCACUCUAAGCAGCAAAUGGGAUCAAGAAGCACAGAAAGCUACUGAUAGAGUAUAUAGCGCAACAAAUUCUACGGAUGCAUGAUCAAGAGAAAAGAUGAGCUCGAAUAAUACAUUACGGGAUUAUCAUUAAAAUUAAGAAUUCAACAUUUAUUAAUAAUUCAUGCAGAUUAACAAUAUUGGAUUGUUGUAUUCGAUCAAAACAGAGAACCAAUUCUCUUCUCUAUACUGAUUAGUGUGUGGUAAAGUUUUUUUUUUUUUUUUAAAGUUCUUUAAUUGCAUUAGAUCCAG
This is a messenger RNA of Durio zibethinus, 1720 nucleotides long. RefSeq names its product protein DETOXIFICATION 16-like. NCBI's taxonomy places the organism in Eukaryota, Viridiplantae, Streptophyta, Magnoliopsida, Malvales, Malvaceae. Gene Ontology annotation, biological process: xenobiotic detoxification by transmembrane export across the plasma membrane. The record is from RefSeq and is a predicted model, not a curated record. Gene Ontology annotation, molecular function: antiporter activity; xenobiotic transmembrane transporter activity. Gene Ontology annotation, cellular component: membrane.